Colletotrichum gloeosporioides is the source of this 1992-nucleotide messenger RNA. RefSeq lists its product as uncharacterized. The coding region runs from base 1 to 1992 and encodes 663 amino acids. The transcript has a single exon. Lineage: Eukaryota; Fungi; Ascomycota; Sordariomycetes; Glomerellales; Glomerellaceae. The record is from RefSeq and is a predicted model, not a curated record.
AUGGCGACCAAACGCGAUUCCGGCGAGUGGGCAGGCCCGCGACGGCUUCCCUCCGUCAGGGAGAAGCUGUCCGGCUUCGUGAAGCGAGGCCGCGGCCUGGCCAAGAAGUCAACACUGUCGCUCAUCGGAGAGCGCAGCCAGCGACCAUCGCUGGAUGAGAGCCAAAAGGCCCUCCCGCGAGUUGAGGUGCAAGCCUUUGGGACGUCAAGCCUCGAGAUCGACUUGACCUCGCUCGAGGCUUUCCGCGACGUCCCGAUGCCGCCGCCACAAAAGAAACCGGAGCAACAACAGCCUCCACCGACGACCUCAUCCACGACCCCCAUUGCGGACAUGUUCUCCGCAAAAAGGACCCCUCUCACUGAGCCCUCACCAGCCAACAACUACUCACUCAACAAGUCUUCACCAUCACUCAUCGAUGCCUUGAAGAAGUCCACCAGGGCCGAGGACCGUCGUUCUAGCAUGGUCUCAUCGCAGGCGGCUCAGACGUCGGACCCUGCCACCAACGUGACCGUCAUCAAUCUCACUCACUCGGUGCCUCACACCGCGAAGCCAUGGCCGCCCCCAGAGAAGCCGCGCGCAACUGUACCUAACCGCCUACAAGCCAACAAGCCUUCGGACUCAAAACAGCCCGGUAGGAUACAGCUUCGCGAACCCCGGCGGGCCGCCUUCGUGCCAUCGGGUCCCGCCGCCAUCAACAUGCCGCCAAUGUCGAGGCCUCGCCUCAAUGCCGACAUCGCAUCCGAGAUCGUUGAAAAGCGCUACUCGACGCCGCCGACAGGACUGUCUUCACUGGGUGCGGCGCCAACUUCCGUUCCUGCCGAGACCAUCCGAUCAGAUCGGAGGAGGUCCUGGCAGCCGGCGCCGACGUCAGUGCCUUCAGGCAGCUCAACGCCGUCUGCACCACCAUCUGCGUCCGCGCCGUGGCGUAACGGACUGGGUAACCGACGCAUCUCACCGCGUCUCGCCACGGAUCGUCUGGCGUGGAUCAAGGAGCUGGAAGAGGGCAAGAAGAAGACAUCGAUCAAUGGCGAUCUCCCUGUUCUCAAGAGUGUGCAGGGCAGUGUGGCAGACAAGCUGGCUAGGUUCGAGCAGAAGCAGCAGCAACAGCAGCUGGCACCACUCACCCGCUCGAACUCGACCAGGAGUCGCAAUUCGUCGGUUGCGGACACCACCUUCUCCUCGUAUGGAGGCGCGGCUACGAGCCGGUCGUCACUGGACAGCCACCGAGCUUCAUCUGUGUUCUCGCACUAUGACGACACGUUCCGUGAGAAGAUGGAGCUUGUUGCCGGGCGUAAGGGUGAUGAGGAAGCUGAAGAGAGGCCGGCCCUGCAAAAGGUUACCACCAGCUUUGUGUCAAUCGGCAAGAAGGACAAGCAGGCAAGCGUCGACACGGCUCAGGCCGCUGAAGAGCCCAAGGGGGAUGAGAAGGUUGAGGAGGUUGAGAAUACUGGAGAUGAGAAGGUCCCUGACGUCAAGAUCGAAGAGUCCAAGGUUGAGGAGGCCAAGGUCGAGGAGGCCAAGGUCGAGGAGGCCAAGGUCGAGGAGCCCAAGGUCGAGGAGCCCAAGGUCGAUACGGUCCAAGCCGAGGAGCCUAAGGUCGAAGAGGCUCAAGUGGAAGAGCCCAAGGUCGAGGAGCCCGAGGUCGAGGAGCCUCAGACCGAGAGCGUCCAGGAGACUGAGGAUGUCGAGAAGGUUGAUGACGUGAAGGUUGACGAUUUCGAGAAGACCGUGGAGGCCGAGAAGAUCGAAGACGUUCACCAGAUUGAAAGCAGCGAGAACGUCGAGGAAGUCCAGAAUGCCGAGGAGGUCCGGAACGCCGAGAAGGUGGAGCUGGCCGAGGUCGUCGAUGUGCCUCAAGUUGUCGAGGAGGUCCCCGAGGUUGUCGCUUCCAAGGACGUCGCCGAGGUCCCAGUUACCGACAAGGCCGACGCCACCAAUGAGCCCCGCGAGAUCGACGCGACGCAGACUGCGGAGGAGCCCCAGGCGAUUUAG